AUGAAUAUAACAAACACUGCUCACAACACAAAGUUGAAAGAUAUAGUUAAUAGUUUAUUAUCUGCAAAUGAAAUGACAGAUGAUAUACUAUUAGCUUUAUAUGCGAUAUAUGAUAAGACAUUAUCGGAAUCACUACAGAUAAUAGAUAAACAGAUGAUUGUUAAAUAUAUCUUCAAGCCAUCGAAUAGAUCAUUCUAUGUUGUCAACGGACAUCAAAAAGAUUCGAAAUAUUUAUGUUUGUUAGACGGCGAUUAUUGUGGAUGUCCUGCAUUUAGAAAUAGUUCACCAAAGAGUGAUUUUAGUUAUUGCAAACAUCAAUUGGCAUCGAAACUAACAGAGAUGAUGAAUGAUAAAUCGGUUACAACAUUAAGUGAUAGGUUACAAAUAACAGUAUGA
Molecule: messenger RNA, 396 nt
Organism: Heterostelium album PN500
Lineage: Eukaryota; Evosea; Eumycetozoa; Acytosteliales; Acytosteliaceae
Exons: 5
Coding region: 1-396 (131 amino acids)
Biological process (GO): double-strand break repair via homologous recombination
Cellular component (GO): Shu complex
Molecular function (GO): zinc ion binding
Source: RefSeq, a predicted model, not a curated record